Molecule: messenger RNA, 3141 nt
Organism: Zasmidium cellare ATCC 36951
Lineage: Eukaryota; Fungi; Ascomycota; Dothideomycetes; Mycosphaerellales; Mycosphaerellaceae
Exons: 4
Coding region: 1-3141 (1046 amino acids)
Biological process (GO): protein autophosphorylation; phosphorelay signal transduction system
Molecular function (GO): protein binding; histidine phosphotransfer kinase activity; phosphorelay sensor kinase activity
Source: RefSeq, a predicted model, not a curated record
AUGCCUCUCAAAAGCCUCGAAGCCCAGCGCGAGCACGAUUUUCAUCGCUAUCUUGAUGCUGUUCUUUCCAUUUCCGGCAGCGUGCCGACUUAUUGCGAUCUCAAUGAUCCCGCCGCAGUCGAAGCCCAUGAGCCUUGUCCAUCGCCUGACACCGCGCUCACUGCAUUCUGUCAAUUGGCAGCCUACCGUCUCCGUACCAAGCGUGCAAUGCUCUUCUUCUUCGAUGUCACACAUGCGUUUGUUCUUGCAGAGGCUACUCGUACCCUUUCUCUCGCUGGCGAAGAGGUCCACCACGUCGGCGACCCUUUGUGGCUCGGGUUCACUACCAUCCCCCGAGGCUUCUCCGUUUGCGAACAGACAAUCAGCAUCGUCGCUCCUGCAUUGGGUCCCGCAUGUUCGUCGAAACCAGUCAACGUCAUUAGCGACCUUAGCGAGGACACUCGAUUCUGUGGGCGACCUUACGUGCAGUCUUCACCUCACGCUCGCUUCCAUGCUGGUGUACCAAUCACCUCCCCUGAAGGCAUCAACAUUGGAGCAUUCUGCGUUCUGGAUGAUUGCAAGCGGGAAGAUCUGACUGAUAUUGAAAAGGAGUUCAUGCGGGAUAUCUCUGCCACUAUCAUGACUCAUCUGACACUGGUUCGCGCAAAAGCAGAGCAGAAGCGAGAGACGCGGAUGGUCACGGCACUUGGCAGAUUUGUUCAAGACUCUUCUGGCCUUAGAGAGCCCAAAGGAGCAGACGAAGACACGGAGAAUACUCAACACAUGAAUCCAUGCUCAGCAAAUCGUGGAACAAGUACAACGAAUAAGUGCUACGUUCUCGGGUCCUCUCUCGCCUACGAUAUGCCCUUCGAUGCCACUGAAACGAACAUUACAGAGGCACUGCUAGAGUCUUUGUUGACAAAAUAUCCCUGUGGGAAAAUCUGGACUUUUGAAGGCCAAGGAUUCGAGAGCGAGCAAAUGACUGACAGUGCCAACGAAGGAUCUUCCACAAACCCGAGGCGACAGCCAUCCACACCUGGUGCCACCCGCGACCGCUGGGAAAGGCGCGCUCAUGCGGAAGAAAUCCAACGGUUAUUUCCCAGAGUUCGCAGCUUUGGUUUUGUUGGCAUGUGGGACCAGGUGCGCGGACGCUGGUUUGCUGGCGGUAUGUUCUGGACGAGUUCGCCAUUCCGGGUCUUGUCGGUUGAAAGUGAGCUCCGUUACAUUUCAGCCUUCUGCGACGUGAUCAUGACAGAGACUAAACGUGUCGAGGCCGAGAGGUCAGACAAGGCGAAGAUGGACUUUCUGUCGUCUAUAUCCCACGAGCUUCGCUCGCCACUCCAUGGUAUACUAGGGAGCACAGAAUGCCUGCAAGAGCAAGAGCAAAGCAUGGACGUUGCGAGCGAGCUACUCGUAUCGCAGAUUGAGUCCUGUGGAAGGACGCUUUUAGAUAUCAUCGACCACUUGUUAGAGUACAGUCGCAUCAACUUUUCAGCCACACCUGCGUCAAGGCCAGAAAACAAACAACGAGAAGCAAAGUCCUUGGAAGAGAAGCAGUUCCAGCAUCUUACUCCAAUCAGUUCGACCAACGGCUGCAUCGCCCUCGAUACCAUAACCGAAGAAGUUAUCGACGCUGCAGUGUUCUCUUUUCUCAGCGGGCGUGACAGCAGCAGCAAAGACACUGUGUCUGUGAUGAUCGAUAUUGAUUCGCCCGGGUCCAGCAAGUGGAAAUGCCAAAUAGUCACUGGUGGCUGGAAGCGAAUAUGCAUGAACAUCGUUACCAACGCCUUGAAAUAUACUCGCCGCGGAUGGAUCCACGUGGGAAUCCAAACCACCCUUAUACCCAACUCUGAAGACCAACUGGCUGCUGUACUUACUGUUUCGGAUUCUGGGAAUGGAAUGACCAAGGACUUCCUCAAAAAUCAUCUAUUCCGGGCCUUCUCGCAAGAAGACAGCCUUUCAUCAGGAAUAGGACUUGGGAUGAACUUGGUUGCGAAAAUCGUCCAAACACUCGGUGGCAAGAUCGACGUUCAAAGUGAGCAAGGCGUUGGAACUCGAGUCACGGUCUAUGUCCCUUUGCAGCAGACCCCUUUCGGCCAAGGAGAUGUAGCACCACGGACGAAACCAACACUACAGAAGCUCUGCAGGAACGCCGUCUGUGUCGUAGACGGCGUGAAUGUUCGCGGUCGUGCGUUGAUCUCGACCCGAGAUGCCAUCGAAGCCAAGACGCACACACUGCUCAUUGCAGCGAUUGAGAAGUCAUGUGGGCAACUGGGUCUGAAGGUCUGUCGAGCUGGUGCUUCGACAUCGUCCAAAGCCCAGUUGAACAUCAUAUUGCAAAAAGAUCUCAUGGACAUACUUCAACACUCGAAGAGCAACGCCGGCAGAUUAUCGCUGGGUCAAAAGCCGCUUAUAGUUGUCUGCGAAAGCUCACAGGCCGAGCGCAAGCUACGCAAGUCAAAGAUGUCUUUCGUUGCUGGGCAGAUCGUAGAAUAUCUGGCUCAGCCAUGCGGUCCGACAAAGCUGGAGAGAGCCAUCGUAUCCUGCCUGACACGUCAAUCCAGCAUCGCUACAGCCUCUAUGACCAAGCGCAACAUGGAGAAGAAAGUCGUUUCAACAACGGAACCGCAUGAAACAAGCAAAGACCCCCAACUAUUACGGAUUCUUCCCUCGCGAGUCACCACGCUACCUUCGCGACCAGCUUCACCGUCACCCGAAGUGCCACCUGCGAAGGACGAGCUCGUCCUGCUCCUAGUCGACGACAAUCCAGUAAAUCUCCAGCUUCUCAAAACAUACGCGAGCAAACGCGGCCUUCCACGACAUCUUGCCUCGAAUGGCCUCGAAGCUCUGGCAGCCUAUAGGGAGGCGCACUUGGCCAAACCAGCAACGUCAAACCCAGGAAUACCGAACGUCGUCAUGAUGGACAUCAGCAUGCCUAUAUGCGACGGUUUUGAAGCCACAAAGCGAAUCCGAGCCUACGAGCAUGAACAUGGUCUCAAACCAGCCACGAUAAUCGCACUCACGGGACUAGGUUCGCCAGACGCCCAGCGUGAAGCAUAUACCUGUGGAUUUGACAUGUUCUUGACAAAGCCAGUGCAACUCAAAAAGCUGACUGCUCUGUUGGAGGAGCUGAAGAACGACAAGAAGAGGGCUUGGGUUUGA